AUGUUUGACUUCUCUUCUCUUCUUAAUGUUCAUGCUCGUCCCUUUUCCCCUUCUUCUACCUACAACCUUUCCCCAUUGACAAAACCAUCUUUCGAAGCAGCAUUAGAUAGACUAGUAAAUUGGAAGUUUCCUAUAAAAGUUAAAAAACGAAUUAUACCUAUUUUAGAAGAAUGGUACUCUAACUCUACUCUAGACAGUGUUCUAACAAAAUGGGAGAACAACCCAUGCCCUUUACCUAACCAAUUUAUUCCUUUAAAUGUUCUCACAUAUAAUGUUCAAGGAUGGGGUACUCGUGCCUUGGAAGUAAUGGAUCUAAUUUUUAAAGAUGAUAGUCCAGUAUGCGUAUUUACCGAAGUAGGGGAACUUUGGAACAGUUUCAAAGUUCCACAUUUUACAUCGUUCUAUCAAAAAGGUACAAAUCAUAGCGGAGGGGUUAUGAUAACGAUAGGAAAACAUCUUCGAGCAACGAGAAUUGAUACUGAUAUAGAAAAUACAGUAAUUGUGGAUAUCCAUGGUCUUUCUGAAC
Messenger RNA from Rotaria socialis, 526 nucleotides. NCBI's taxonomy places the organism in Eukaryota, Metazoa, Rotifera, Eurotatoria, Philodinida, Philodinidae. The record is from the annotation of a GenBank genome assembly.